GUCGUCGUCGUCGUCGUCGUCGUCGUUGUUGUCAUUGUCGACGUCAGCAACGACGUUGCUUCUUCUGAACGAUCAGCGUACGUUGAUAUAAAAAACGACAGUAUUGCGAACGGCAGUAGUUCUGCCUUGUCGCGUGAACGUGGUGGUGGCGGUCCCACGAGAUUGCACCCCCGCUAAAAACCCUUCACUACGCGGCAUUGUGUUCUAUGUGUGUUAUUUAACUGAUAGUGAACGCGAACUCUUAUGGUGAUGUUGUCUUUUGCGUUGCUAAAUAGUGGGAUCGUCGACGGAGACGGAGCGCGAUCGCUUUUCGGUGUUCGAUAGCGGAUAUGCGACUACCCGAUUGCGAGGUGUCAACCGCAAGCCGCUCGAGUAGUUCAGCUUCCACGGCCAAAAUGAACUUACGGUGGACUCUGCCGUGGAUGUGGUGCUUCUUAAUAACGAGCGAAUGUUACAACAUAAAAAAUACUGGCGAAGAUGGCUCGAAGUUGAUACGCAUCGGUGGCGACAUUAUUCUCGGUGGGAUCUUUCCAAUGCACGAACAGGUCGCAGGUCAACUACCAUGUGGAGCCGUAAAAGAAGAAAAGGGCAUGCAACGAUUGGAAGCCAUGUUGUACGUCCUGGACGAAAUUAAUGCUGAUAUAGAACUCCUGCCGAACACAACAUUGGGUGCUCUUAUCAUCGAUUCUUGCAGCAGCGACACUUACGCUCUGGAUCAAAGCAUGGAAUUCGUCAGGUCAUAUAUGAAUCAGGACAUAUCGGAGUACAAGUGCGAAAAUGGAAAAACGCCCACUUAUGUUCCUCAUAAGCCGGUGACUGGUGUGAUAGGCGCCGCAUUCAGCGUGGUCUCUAUUAUGGUCGCCAACAUCUUGCGGCUCUUCAAGAUACCACAAGUGAGUUACGCCUCCACCAGCACGGAACUCUCGGACAAAAGCAGAUUCGAGUAUUUCAGCAGGGUGGUGCCGCCGGAUAAUUUUCAGGCGCAGGCGAUUGUCGAAGUGAUUCAGCUGCUCGGAUGGAAAUAUGUUUCCACGGUCGCCGUGGAAGGUGAAUAUGGCGAAAAGGGCAUCGCCAGUUUCAUUGCCCUCUCGGCGAGAUACAACAUCUGUGUCGCUAUCAGCGAGAAGAUUCUGAGGAACGCGAGGACCGAGGACUUUGAUAAAAUAAUCGAACGACUGAGCUCGAAGCACAGCGCCAGAGGAGUCAUAAUAUUUGUCGACGAGGAUAACAUAAGGAAGCUGCUUCAGGCAACAGUAAGGGCCAAUCGCACGGGUCAUUUCAUGUGGGUGGGUAGCGAUUCAUGGGGCGCCAAAGUUCAUCCCGUCCGGGAUCAGGAGUUCGCGGCGGAAGGUGCUAUUACCAUUCUGCCCUAUAGGAACGCUCUUAAAGGCUUUGAUGAUUACUAUUUGAGCUUGCGACCGAGAAUAGGCGACGAAUGCGGCGGGCAGACAGAGAGCAAUGUCCCACAUAAGUCGUUGGCGGGGAAAAUAGUGAAUUGCCGGAAUAUCUGGUUCCGAGAGUUCUGGUCGCAGCAUCACAAGUGUACUUUCAGCGUGAACGCAUCGAGCGAUGCGACGCGCUGCACCGGCUUGGAAAAUCUCGUCGAUUACGAACAAGAGGGUCUGGUGCCUUUUGUCGUGGAUGCGGUUUACGCUAUGGCACACGGUGUUCAUAACGUUAUCGAGGAGGAAUGCGUAAAUAAUUUGGGCACGCCGCACUAUUUGUGUAAAACACUUGAACCAGCACCAGACGGUCCGCGACUUCUUCAACACAUUCGCAAUGUCACUUUCAUCGGUCGCCAAAACACAGAGAUUAAGUUUAACUCCGACGGGGACGCCUACGGAUUUUACAACAUCUAUCAAUAUCAAAGGAAGGACGAGGGCCGUUUCGAUUACACCCUCAUCGGCACGUGGAGGGAAGAGCUCUUUCUGGACAUCAAUAUGACGCGAUGGGCGACCGGAGUCGGCGAGCUUCACAUUCCACGUAGUAUAUGCAGCGAUAACUGCCCGAUGGGACACGUCCGCAAUUUUCUGGAACCCUGCUGUUGGAGCUGCGUCGCCUGUCGGGAGGACGCCUACGUUUACAACGACACGUGCAAAAAUUGCAAUCCCGGAUAUGCACCAAAUCCCACGAUGACAGGUUGCGUUAAACUCACCGCCGAGGUUAUACCCUGGACAAGUCCCUGGGCGCUGGUGCCGCUGAUAUUUGCAUCUAUCGGGAUCCUCAGCACCCUCUUCACCACCGUCGUUUUCAUACGAUUCAAUCGCACUCCGGUUAUCAUGGCAUCUGGGCGCGAGUUAUGCUACGUUCUGUUGGUGGGCAUUCUCUCGUGUUACGGCAUGAGCUUCGUCAUACUGAGCAAACCGACCACCUGGAAUUGCACAUACCUCAGGAUCGGCCUCGGUCUUUGUCUCAGUAUAUGCUACAGUGCGAUCCUCACGAAAACCAAUCGUAUAUCACGGAUAUUCAACCAGGGCACGAAGAAGAUCAAGAGGCUCUCCUACACAUCGCCCAAGAGCCAAGUGGUAAUCGCUAUCGGGAUCACCGCAGUGCAACUCAUCGGCACUAUCGUAUGGCUGAUAAUCGAGCCACCGAACACCACGGAGAUCCAUCCGUAUCCAUUGUCCGCGGUUCUUACGUGCCGCGUGUCCACGUUCUCGCUGAUGAUGUCCCUCGUCUAUAACAUGUUCCUGAUCCUGAUGUGCACCCUCUACGCGUUCAAGACCCGCAAGAUCCCCGAGGACUUCAACGAGGCCAAGUACAUCGGCUUCACCAUGUACUCCACGUGCAUCGUCUGGCUGGCCUUCGUGCCCAUCUACUUCGGCACCAACAACGACUAUAAGUCGAGCGGACGGCUGCCUACGUUGCAGGUUCAGAUCGCGAGCAUGUGCAUGUGCAUCAACAUCUCCGCCUCGGUCGCCCUCGGCUGCCUCUUCACGCCCAAGGUCUACCUGGUGCUGUUCCAGCCCUACAAGAAUGUCCGUCCUGGCCAUCCUAAUACGGGCGGCCUGCAGAGCGGCAACCGGGCGGCGUACAGCAUGCGCUUCGCCGGCGGACGUAGCCAGACGAUGCAAAGCGUGACCUCGGGCUCGCGCAGCAGCCCCCCGAUGUCCCGCGGGGGCGCGGGACGUGCGGACGAGCGGAAGCACGCGAACGGUGAGACCCAGGCGCUGGCGAGUCCGUCGGUCGAGGAGACCUCCGUUAGCUAGGUCGCUCUCAUACACCUCCCUCCCUGUCCAGAGCAUCGGGCGAGGAUGCGCGAAACCGAGGCGGAGGUGUAUGUCAACGGCGACGACA
This is a messenger RNA of Pogonomyrmex barbatus (red harvester ant), 3297 nucleotides long. Its product is annotated as metabotropic glutamate receptor 8. Lineage: Eukaryota; Metazoa; Arthropoda; Insecta; Hymenoptera; Formicidae. Gene Ontology annotation, cellular component: membrane. The record is from RefSeq and is a predicted model, not a curated record. Gene Ontology annotation, biological process: G protein-coupled receptor signaling pathway. Gene Ontology annotation, molecular function: G protein-coupled receptor activity.